UGUUUUCGCGGUGGCAGCCAAACGAGCCCCUCGAAGAACGAACUGGUGCAAGGCGGUGUCAGCUUUUCGUUAAUAAUUAACUAACACUAAUAUCCUUUAUCCUUUCGUUGGGUGUUAUGUCACUUUCACAGUGUUCACUCGAUUCACAGAACCCACUUGCGGAGCACUGCACGACUGUCGAUCAACUAAAACAAACUCCACUAAUUACUGACCUUUUUGUACUUGUCGCACUCGUAUAUUUUGUAUACUUUUGUGGCUCAUAAAUUGUUUAAAUAUUGAACAAUUGCUUGAAAAUGGAUGUAUGUAGCUAAACGUUGAAAAGGAAUGGCACACCCCAGGGCGCCCCAUCGAUAAGAUAUAGAGUCAUAGGAAAUCCGCAAUCGGAAUUACCCGGAGGAAGCGAGAUUGUGGCAGAUGCGUCACGGGUCAGUGGGUGUGGCAAUGGGUGGCUGGCACAAUUAGCAUACCCCUACUACGAAGGGUUUACUCAUGUGCUCGGGGAAAAAACCCCGAAAAAUACCUUCGAAAAUAUGCGUACCUUUUUCACCUGAACUUCUGGCUACCUGAGUUCGUUGCCUAAGUCUUUUGUUAGUUCGUCCUGAAAUGAUGCGCUCUUCGUGAAAGAGUAUCGCGAUUGUAGUGAACUUACCCUUUGAUGACAGAUCAAUGGCCGAACAAUAUAUAAACGGUUCUUUGUCUGCUAGACGUUCAGAUUAUCGCGGCGUACUUAUAGAAGUUGGCGAUACUGCAAUAAUCGCAAUGGAAAUCUAUAAAGCCGCGUGUAUGCGUAGAAAAAUUGCAGUUUUAUAAAAUGAAUAAGGCAAUGUACUUCCAUCUGCUCACUGUUUUGCUGGCUGUACUGUUAUCAGCGAAUAGUACUCCACUGGAGCCAAAUGCGGAAAAUGCAUGCGAAUUUAUCAGAAAUGUGGCCAAAUUUCCAGACGAUGAGAAUGACUGGUGGGAAAGGAGUAAAAGUUUAGCCAAUUCUAUUUUGGAUACUAAAAUCAGAUAUACCGAAUCAUAUCGUUCCUGUAAGGAAAAAGUUGCUUCCCUGCAAAACCUUAAAAAUCGUGGAAAUGACUUAAGUGCAUCCAGUCCUUGGGCACAAAGAAUUGAAUAUCUCAACGCAUCCUCGCAGGAAUAUCAAGGUGGUCCUUGUUCUGAUGGGGAACCGUACAUUUUUACAUAUUCAACAGACAUCAAAAACAUGAAAAACGAUAUACGUGAAUUAAGUCAAAGUGUGAAAGAUCAAAACGAAUAUCAUAAUUUCGUGGCACAAAUUGAUACAAAUGUGGAUACGAUAAGAAAUGCUCUAGCUAAUUUCUCUAUUCCCACGCUGACGUAUUUAACACGGUUUCCUUUAAAAAAGUGUACUCUCCCCAAUUAAUGAAACCACAUUUAUAAAAGCUUUGUAAAAGAAUAUCGAGAGAAUAAAUAGACAUAUACUAUUUAUUACAACUGCUACAUUGCAUAAUUUAACGUUAAGAAGUAUAUAAUACUAUUAUACUGUAAUGCACAAUAUAGCAAGACAUCCAUGGUCGA
Drosophila yakuba is the source of this 1542-nucleotide messenger RNA. RefSeq lists its product as uncharacterized. The transcript has 2 exons. Lineage: Eukaryota; Metazoa; Arthropoda; Insecta; Diptera; Drosophilidae. Bases 812 to 1387 code for a protein of 191 amino acids. The record is from RefSeq and is a predicted model, not a curated record.